Metarhizium brunneum ARSEF 3297 is the source of this 714-nucleotide messenger RNA. RefSeq lists its product as uncharacterized. Lineage: Eukaryota; Fungi; Ascomycota; Sordariomycetes; Hypocreales; Clavicipitaceae. The record is from RefSeq and is a predicted model, not a curated record.
AUGAAGCUUUCUACCAUUCUUGCCGGCACAUCCAUCCCCCUGGCGCUCGCCAACGUCCGCGUCAAAUGGAGCUUUCCCAGCGCUCCGGCCACCGGGCUCGAGGACAUAACCUUCCCCAUGAACAUGGCCAACGCCAAGCACGAGAGAGGCUACUACUUUGCCCAGCAGUUCAACUUCGAGGGCAUCAGCGCCGUGGGAUACAUCGGCUUCCAGCCCCGCCCCGACAGGAACGGCAAGCCCAUCUUCCUCGCCGUCUUUUCCUCCUUCCAAAAGGGGGCCACGAGCACUCACGCCAAGUGCAAGUCUGGCGCGGACGGGGGAGCCGGCGUGAGCUGCGCCAUCGAGGGCUCCGGAGACUACGCCGACACAUACAACUUUAGCGUGGAGCAUGUCAGCGACACGACCUGGCGCGGCGUCAUGACCAACACCGUCACGGGGAAGAAGGACGAAAUUGGUGUCAUUAAGUUGCCUAGCCAGGCGAAGAAUAUUAAGCCUUCUCAGGUGGGCUUUGUUGAGUACUUCCCCUGGAAUGCGAAUGGCCCCGACUGUCCUAAGCAGCCCAAGACGGAAAUCACCUUUUACGACCCUACGUCUAAUACGGGCGGUGCUGGGUCUAUUACGGCUAUCGAGGACUAUGGCGACUGUAGUGGAAAGGCUAAUAUCAAGUACACUAAGAUUACUGGGGGAUAUACCGUCAACUACGGUAAUGUGUAG